Molecule: messenger RNA, 2490 nt
Organism: Suillus paluster
Lineage: Eukaryota; Fungi; Basidiomycota; Agaricomycetes; Boletales; Suillaceae
Product: glycosyltransferase family 66 protein
Exons: 10
Coding region: 109-2490 (793 amino acids)
Biological process (GO): post-translational protein modification
Cellular component (GO): membrane
Molecular function (GO): dolichyl-diphosphooligosaccharide-protein glycotransferase activity
Source: RefSeq, a predicted model, not a curated record
CAGUUCCAACUGCUUGCAAGGAGGUGCAGCUCAUAUCCCGGUCUCUUCAUUUUCAACCCUGCCAAAAGACAGUCAACGACAGUCCACAAUACUUACUAGCUAGCGGCCAUGCCGGCCGCCUACCCGCUCCCUUCUGACUUGUCUCCUACAACCGUUAGCAAUACCGCCUCCCUCCUCCGCAUCAUUGCGCUUGCUCUCAUAUCAGGCGCUGCUAUUGCCUCUCGUCUCUUUGCUGUUAUUAAUUUUGAGAGUAUUAUUCACGAAUUCGAUCCAUGGUUUAACUAUCGCGCAACGAAGGUUCUUGCCUCGCAAGGCUUCUAUGAAUUCUGGAAUUGGUUUGACCCAACCGCAUGGUACCCCCUUGGACGUGUAGUCGGUGGAACAAUCUAUCCCGGUCUUAUGGCAACCAGUGGUGUAAUUUACAACUUGCUCCACGCACUCAAUCUUCCUGUCGAUAUCCGCAACAUUUGCGUCCUCCUAGCUCCAGGUUUCAGCGCCUUGACAGCUUGGGCUACAUACAUGUUUACGAAAGAAAUGAAAGACGAAAGUGCUGGUCUUCUUGCAGCCGCGUUCAUUGGCAUUGUGCCGGGCUACAUCUCCCGCUCCGUCGCAGGCUCAUACGACAAUGAGGCAAUCGCCAUCUUUUUGCUCAUGUUCACCUUCUUCGCAUGGAUCAAGGCACUCAAGCAGGGAAGUGCUUUUUGGGGCACAAUCGCCGCUGUUUUUUACUUCUACAUGGUCGCUGCAUGGGGUGGGUAUGCAUUCAUCACAAAUAUGAUCCCUUUACAUGCCCUCGUCUUGUUGCUGAUGGGUCGCUUCACGAGCCGGCUUUAUGUCGCGUAUUCGUCCUGGUAUGCGAUUGGCACAUUGGCCAGUAUGCAGGUCCCCUUCGUUGGCUUCCAGCCCGUUCGUACUAGCGAACACAUGGCUGCACUCGGCGUGUUCGGUCUUUUGCAGAUAGUUGCUUUUGCGCAACUUGUUCGCGCCCACGUUUCUUCGAAGCAGUUCCAGGAAUUGUUGUUCGCCGCAGUCAUCUCUCUUGGCUUGAUCGGCUUCUUUGGAAUUAUCGGCCUUACUUACAAGGGCUGGAUUGCCCCUUGGACUGGGCGAUUCUACUCCCUGUGGGACACAGGCUAUGCCAAGAAGUACAUCCCCAUCAUUGCCUCAGUCUCCGAGCAUCAGCCUACCGCAUGGCCCUCGUUCUUCAUGGACCUGCACUUCCUGAUUUUCCUCUUCCCGGCUGGCGUAGUGCUGUGUUUCCGUACACUGAGGGACGAGCACAUCUUUGUAAUCAUCUACGCGGUCGUUGCCAGCUACUUUGCAGGUGUGAUGGUUCGUCUGAUGCUUACCCUCACACCGGUUGUCUGUGUAUCUGCUGCUGUGGCACUCUCGACACUCAUGGAUACGUACUUGGACCCUACCGAACCAAGUCUUGAAGAUGACAAGACUGAGUCCUCAAGUAUUCCCUCCACCACUGCAACAAGUGGUCCAUCUACCACGACUCCCGCUACUCCCGCCACCAGCAAGAAGGCGAAAAAGAACAAGGAGAAAGAAAGGGAAAAGGAAGCCUCUGCAUCUGCUGGCGGUGUCUUGGGUGAACUCGUGUCCAAUGUUGCCACCUCUGCUGUAGCUGCCAAAUCUGCCACCACUGCCGAGAAGGGCAUCUUCGGUAUGGACACGCGCUUUGUCGUUCUUUUGAACGCCCUCGGGCUGCUCCUCUUCUUCGUCGUGCACUGCACAUGGGUGACUUCUAAUGCAUACUCCUCGCCAUCCGUCGUGCUCAGCUCGUCGGGUCCCGACGGAAGCAAGAACCUCAUUGAUGAUUUCAGGGAGGCAUAUCACUGGCUGAGGCAGAACACGGCAGAGGAUGCAGUUGUCAUGAGCUGGUGGGACUACGGCUACCAGAUUGCAGGAAUGGCGGAUCGCCCAACAUUGGUGGACAACAAUACCUGGAACAACACACACAUUGCGACAGUGGGCAAGGCCAUGGCGUCGCCCGAGGACAUCGCUUACCCCAUCCUGCGCAAACACGAUGUCAGUUACGUGCUCAUCAUUUUCGGCGGGCUGAUCGGGUACAGCGGCGAUGACAUCAACAAGUUCCUCUGGAUGGUACGUAUCGCACAAGGCGUCUGGCCUGAUGAAAUUCAAGAGCCAAAUUACUUCAACCGUGGCGAAUACCGUGUGGACAGUGAGGCAAGCCCGGCGAUGCGCGACAGUCUGAUGUACAAGAUGAGCUACUACCGAUUUGCGGAGCUGUUUGGUGGUCAGCAGGCCGUGGAUCGUGUGCGGGGGCAGCAUGUUCCUAUCCAGGGCCCAACGUUGGACUACCUUGACGAGGCAUAUACGUCGGAAAACUGGAUCGUUCGCAUUUAUGAAGUGAAGAAGGACGAUGUGCUUGGACGUGACUUGAAAAUCGCGAAUGCGUUCGAUCAGGGGAAGAAACGCAAGCGGACAAAACCCGUGUCGAGAAGGAAGGCCAUCAGUGCUUGA